GUGAAAGACAUCAGUCAGAGUGCUGUACCACAAUGAUCGGAAGACUGGCUGCUUUGAUUCUUCUUAGUACAGUGUCUCUGAUUCAAACUACAGAGGUUUCUCAGCAGAUCUCUUUGACUGUGGUUGAACCUGGUGACAAUGUUACUUUGAUAUGUCCAGUCGCGGACAUAGGAGGCAAAUUCUUUAAUUUGUAUAAACAGUCUCUUGGACGUACAAUGUAUAAAGUUGCUGCAGGAGUACUUGGUGCAAUUACUGUUAAUGAACAAUUUAAAGACUCACGUUUCACGGUAACAAAAGAUGAGGCUCAGUAUCUUCUUACCAUCAGAAAUGUCAGCAAAGAGGAUGAAGCAACAUAUUUCUGUCAAAAUGGAACAGCAUAUUCACAGACUUUCGGCAGUGGCACGUUCUUGGCUGUGAACGAUCAGAAUCAGCAGAAACACGUCUAUGUGAAACAAAGUCCAGAGACAGCAUCAGUCCAGCUGGGAGACCCAAUGACUCUCCAGUGUUUACUUCUCUCCAAGAACAAAGAAACCAGAGUCCAGUGUCCAGGUGAACACAGUGUGCACUGGUUCAGAGCUGGAUCAGGAGGAUCUCAUCCAGGAAUCAUUUACACUCAGAGGAACAGGAGUGAUGAAGAAGAAGAAAGGAGCUGUGUCUACAGUUUGUCUAAAACUAUACAGGACUCUGAUUCUGGGACUUACUACUGUGCCGUGGUCACAUGUGGAGAGAUCCUGUUUGGUGAAGGAACUAAGGUGGAGACAAAUUCAGGAUCAGAACUGGACCCAGUUGUCCUUGUGCUUGGAGGACUGUUGACCUGCUGUGUGAUUGUGAUUGUCAUCCUUAUUUUCUGUGUAAUUCAGAGAGGAAUUUGUGAUCAUUGCAAAGGAGCAAUGAGUGCUUCCCAUCACUAUGGACAUGAGAGAUCAACUGGAGAUCGAUCAGAUAAUUUGGAAGGUGAAGCAGAGUCAGUGAACUAUGCAGCACUGAAUUUCUCUGCAAGGAACACAAAGAGGGUUAAGAAGACGAGUGGGUCACCACAGGAGUGUUUGUACUCUGCUGUACAACAAAACAGAGCAGAUCACCACAUCCAGCAUCAACCCUCUUCAUAGGUAUAGCAGGGCCUGUGCAUACACUGUGCAAAAACAUCAUCCAUAUUUUUUCAUGUAUUAUGGCUUAAAACAUAUUGUCGUCUGUUGCAUGUGUUUCAUUUAGUUUGUUCAGGCACUGUUGUUUCCUGACAAAAUGCUACUAUAUGUCUGAACAUAGCCUAAAGGCCUGUUCACAACAGGAUUUGAAAUGGAAAAAAUGAACAUCUUCAUUCCCAUGGACUUACAGAUGUAAAGUAAUAGUCUUUUAAAAAACAGGAAUAAUAAACCUUGUGUGCAGUAA
This is a messenger RNA of Lates calcarifer (barramundi perch), 1389 nucleotides long. RefSeq lists its product as uncharacterized. NCBI's taxonomy places the organism in Eukaryota, Metazoa, Chordata, Actinopteri, Centropomidae. The record is from RefSeq and is a predicted model, not a curated record. Gene Ontology annotation, biological process: response to bacterium.